This is a messenger RNA of Hemiscyllium ocellatum (epaulette shark), 732 nucleotides long. RefSeq names its product tumor necrosis factor-like. Gene Ontology annotation, cellular component: membrane. The transcript is spliced from 4 exons. Bases 1 to 732 code for a protein of 243 amino acids. Lineage: Eukaryota; Metazoa; Chordata; Chondrichthyes; Orectolobiformes; Hemiscylliidae. Gene Ontology annotation, biological process: immune response. The record is from RefSeq and is a predicted model, not a curated record. Gene Ontology annotation, molecular function: tumor necrosis factor receptor binding.
AUGAAGACUGAAGCCAAGUUCCUGGAGCUGGAGAAUGGGGGGCUGCUGCCCAUCAGGGAGUCCGGCUCCAACACAAGCUGUUUCUGGCGGGCUGUGUGUGCACUCGCUGUCCUCGGCUUGUUGCUGCUCUCUACCUCUCUCCUCCUGCUACAGUUUGGAGUGCUCCCUACAAACCAGGAAACACUGAACUCAACGCCUGUCCCAGGACAGAAAAUGGAGAGUUAUUCAGCUGUGACAGGACUCCCUGUGAGGAACGGUUUGCCCCAACUCCUGCAGCAGGUGGGGAGUGACCCCCGGCCGAGAAUCGCAGCUCACCUGACAGCAUUGCAAACCAAAGGAGGAGCCGUGAUUUGGCAGAAUGAGAGUGACUCCACCUUCGCCGAGGGGCUGGAGUUCAGGGACAACCGUCUCAUCAUCAAGAGGCCUGGACAGUACUUUGUCUACACCCAGGUGGUCUUCCACAGCAUGGAGUGUCAGCCCCAGGCCGUCUACCUGAGCCACGAACUCACCAAGCUGUCGCCAAAUUAUCCCGAGGAAGCCAUCCUACUGAAAGCCACCAAAUCCGCCUGCCACUCUCACCAACGCAAGGAGCCCUGGUACAAAACCUCCUACCAGGGAGCCAUCUUUGAGUUCCUGGAGGGAGAUCAGAUCUUCUCCAGGGUUGACGAGGAGACAACGGGAUAUGUAGACACAACCGAAGGGAAGACUUUCUUUGGAAUAUUUGCUGUGUAA